Molecule: messenger RNA, 2103 nt
Organism: Arabidopsis lyrata subsp. lyrata
Lineage: Eukaryota; Viridiplantae; Streptophyta; Magnoliopsida; Brassicales; Brassicaceae
Exons: 5
Coding region: 1-2103 (700 amino acids)
Source: RefSeq, a predicted model, not a curated record
AUGAUUCCAAGUCGUCUGGAUGACGUUCCUGCUCAACCAAGGGGUCCGGCGCCUGGUGUUGCGGAUCAUCUUCGCUCGUCGUCUUCGACGGAUGAAUCGAUCGAGCUUUCGCUACGCUUCUGUGACGCCCAGGCUAAUCUCGUCAAACUGGUUCCAAGUGCUUCGGAUCGACCUUGGAUGGCUCUGCCGGGUUAUCUCUGCGUUUAUGAGAAGCAUAUCACCGAUUGUGGGCUGACCUUCCCGAUUCCCGCCUUCCUCUUGCAGUACGCUUCGCGGCGACCGAUGGCUUUUGCGCAACUAUCCCCUGCUGCAAUUCGAAAUGCCUACGGUCUGAUCCGUCUAGCGGAGAGGUGCGGCGUCGAGCCUCGUUGUUCCCUGUACGAGGAGUUGACGACGAAGAAGAAUUUUGGGAAAUCCAAGCCAGGCCUGGUGUAUACCCAGUCUUCGCUGACCCCAAAGUUGGUUGUCGGUGCGAAGAACAAGACCAACGAUUGGCUUCGUUGGUACUUCUUUGUUAAAGUUAACAACGAGUCCUCCGGGGACGUAGUGGUUACGAAUUACCAUGGGUGGACUGUUUCAACCGUUCGUUGUCCCAAGAUCUUCGAUCCGUACCCCGAGAAGCUUCACGACGACGUUCAAAAGAUUCUAGCUUUGUAUCCGUAUACUUGGUCAGGUGAAGAAGAUCCGGUCCGCCGUCCUUCAUUGAAAUCGAAAGGAACGAGCCGCAAGAAGGUUCCUUUGAAGUCAAAGAGAAUCUCAAAGACUCCAGGUAAGCUAAACGUUGAAGCGGUGGGCAACUAUUCGUCGCGGUACAAGAAGAAAUCGUUGGUGACGCCGACGAAGAAGAUGACUCGGGAGAAGGAAGAGGCCACGGCUUUGGCCAAGCGUUUGUCUCUCGAGGAGUAUGAGACGAAGGAAGUAGAGGGACGAGCUGAAGCUCGUCAAAGGAAGGAGUCCGGAGAUGAUCGUCGUGACCGACGUAGUCGUGACUCUAAGGAGAAUAGGGAAAGAGAGGUGGCCGACGCGAGGUCAGCUAAUCUGCCUGUUACCGAGACUUCUCGGGAUAUACCUUCAGGUGGCAGGGAGGUCGUCCUGUACGACGAUUCUCAGGCUGAGCCUACCCGGAAAUGGGCUGCGGAUGAGUCCGAAACGACGUGCUCGGACCCGGCCAAGAAGCAGAGGACGGCCUGGGCCCCGGACUACCGCUGGCAGUAUGAUUAUGGCGGGCGCGAUGUCCAUAUUUCGACCGACUCUACGUCCUAUAUGUACGAGAGGACGGCGUUUACUGACGCCGCGAAGAAGACCGUUGCGGCCGUUACCGCGAUUGACUGGAUGGCGUACAUGUACGAGCGUCGCCUUCGCGUUAUUGCUGAACAGAACACGGCUUCGAAGGAGUACCAGAGAGCCUUGGCGGCCGAGACGAAAAGGGCCGAUCAGGCAUCGAAGGGCCUGGAGAGUGCUAUCUCCGAGGUGCAGCUUCUUCGCGAGGAGGUCGCCAGAUUGAAGGAAGAACGAGAUAAUGCUCUCUUAGAACGAGAGCGCUGUCUCAAAGAGUUGUCAAAGUCCCGAGUCGACUUCAAGCAUUAUGCUGAGCAGUCGCAGGCCGAGGAAGCAAGGCUUCGGGAGCGGCGUACCGAAUAUGCUCGCAUCCACAUAACCAAGGCUCUCAAGGAGGCUGCUGACCAGUUCCAGCAACGUCUUGACGGGAUCCAGAGGCACUUCACCACUAGGGACGCGGCGCAUCCCAAAUUUCUUGAUUACAAUCAAGCUACCGGGAGCGUGAAUCUGCUGAAGACGCUGGCUGAGUCUGGGGAGAUCGUCCUAAACUUCAAGGACGUAAUCGAGAGACUCGAGCCCGAUGUGGAGGAUCUUAAGAAUGAGGUGAACGCGUUCGAAUUUGCCGACCUUGAAGAAGGUUGGGCUGAUGUUCGGACUUUCUUCAAGGAUCAUCUUGUCGUCGAAGAAUUUACUCCCUCCGUUAUUAAUGCUGAUAAAGGGAUUGCUGUUGAUGCGGACGCCGUAGAUCAAGUCAUUGCGGAUCCGGUUGCUGGCGACGGAAGUGUCCAGGUCGAAGAUCUUCCUCAAGAUGAGGCCGCGUCUUGA